Messenger RNA from Phytophthora nicotianae INRA-310, 2012 nucleotides. RefSeq lists its product as hypothetical. The coding region runs from base 58 to 1848 and encodes 596 amino acids. Gene Ontology annotation, biological process: amino acid biosynthetic process. The transcript has a single exon. The record is from RefSeq and is a predicted model, not a curated record. NCBI's taxonomy places the organism in Eukaryota, Oomycota, Peronosporomycetes, Peronosporales, Peronosporaceae. Gene Ontology annotation, molecular function: aspartate kinase activity.
UUUCACUGGAGGGGAAGUGCGUCAUUCCCCGAUUCCUCGCUUGUGUCACAAGUAGUUAUGGCCUCGUCAUCCCCGUGGGUAGUACUCAAGUUUGGCGGCACAAGCGUGUCGACCGCCGCUCGCUGGCGCUGUAUCUGCGACCAAAUCCGCUCGCACCUCGAGUCUCCGUCGUCUCCGCGCGUGUGGGUCACCAUCUCAGCGCUGUCCCAAAUUACCAACAAACUCACGCGAGCGCUAGCGCUAGCGAGUGAACGCGGCAGUAGCCACACCGAACUGGCAACCAACAUUGCGCUGCAACACUUCUCGCUGGCUUAUGAAGUGGGCCUGUUGCCGGCGCUCGAAGGUGUGGAGGGAAGCGUGGAGCUGCACGAUCGAUGGCAGCAGCUCUGGAUGGAUAGUGUGAUGAGCCACGGCGAAGACGGAUCGUCGUUCUCCACGUCGCCCAUCGACCCGCUACUGCCCAAGACGUUGCACCCGCUGCUUGAGGAGCUAAAGAACCUCAUUCGCGUACUGGAAGGCAUUAAACUCACAGAGGAGGCCUCGCCCGGCAUCCAGGCGCGCGUUCUAGCAUUCGGAGAGCUGCUUUCAACUCACUUGGGUAGAUGUAUUAUGGUUCACAAUGGUCUCACGGACGUGGAGCGAGUGGAUGCUAGAGAUCUCCUGGUAAGCGACCCCACCAGUGCCAAGUCCGAAGAGGAUAGGUAUCUACAGGCAGAGGUGAACCCUCGACUGGACCGCGAACAGGCCGAGAACGCGGCAAAUGGUAAGAGCGUUGUGCUUACGCAGGGAUUCAUUGCCAGCACGAGCACAGGCGCGACGUGUGUGCUGGGUCGUGGCGGCAGUGACACCUCAGGCUCUCUGUUUGCCUCCCUGCUGGGUGCCCAGAAGUACGAAAUCUGGACGGACGUGCACGGCAUGUUCACGACCGAUCCGCGUUACGUGCCUAACGCCCGUCUCAUCAAGGAUUUGGAUUAUCGUGAGGCACAGGAGCUGGCUGCUAUGGGCGCCAAGGUAUUGCACCCCCGUUGCAUCAUUCCAGCGCAGUGGGGCAAGGUGCCGCUCGAAAUCCGCAACACCAACGACCCUAACGGUGCCAAGACUGUCAUUCACCCCGCUACCGAGGCGGACAAGGCACACCACGGCAGCCCGAAGAUUCUAGCUGUGGUGAAGCGACAGAACAUGACGACGCUCAGUAUCACAGCAUUCGACAUGUACAGUACGUCGGGUUUCUUAGCCAAGGUGUUCGCUCCGUUCGAGGCUUGCGGCAUUUCGGUGGAUCUUAUCGCGACGUCGCAGUUCUCCGUGACGGUAACGCUAGACCACAUUCCCGGUGGCGUCCAGGGCGCGCCGUUCCAGCAGUUGCUCGAAGCACUGAAUGAACACUCGAAGGUGCGCGUGUUCGAGGACUGCUCGGUGGUUUCGAUUGUGGGUCGAGGUCUGCGUAAGGCGCUGGCGGAGCUCGGCUGUGUUUUCAGCGUGCUUGAGAACUACGACGUACUGCUGCUUAGCGAGUCUGCUGAAGAUCUAAACCUGUCGUUUGUGCUCCAGCAGAAGGAGGCCGACGAGGUCGUCGCUCGCAUGCACGGCUUCUUCUUCCCUGGAGAUGAUCAGGUGUCGCCGACUGCAGCGAAGGCAGCAUCCACGGACGCGAAGCCCUCGGCAGCUCUACCACCUCUACCUCCGCACCCGUCGACUCCUACAGCUGCUAACGGCGAGGCAAGUGUAUCUCCUGCCACGCCUGCGCCGGGCAACGUCAUGUUCCAACAGGCAACUAUCCGCCGAUCACCUUCGCGCGACUUGUUGUUUGGCCCCACAUGGCAGUCUUUGCUUGAUAGCAAGACGAGUUAAACCAACUCGACAGGUUGAAGCCGCAGUCAGUGGCACAAAAUACUUGGACGGUUGUAUUUCAUGUAGAUAGAAGCCCUCGAUUGGUAAGUUUGUUUUGAGAGCACCGUCGUGUGGCAAUAGAAAGCAUUAUCCUUCCUAGAAAUUCACGCGUCACUGUCACUUUC